AUGACUGAUCAAUCAUUCAAAUUACCCAAUAAUUGUUGUGAACACCGUCAUUGUGGACAAGAAGUAUUUGCUGCAUGUGUUUCCUGCUUGGCGCUCCUUUGUUGGAAUCAUUUUGAACUUAACGAUUCUUGUACUUUCCAUACAAGUAUGGAUACCAAUGAACAGUCUGUAUCUAAUAAGCGAAAAAUACCAGAAGAUUAUCAACUCGAUGGAGCCGAAAAAGAAGUGGUGAGAAAAAAGAAAGAAAGAACUAAUCAAAAGAACAUUAAGAAACAUCUCCAUUUAUCAGGUCAAGGCUAUGUUAAACUUAAUUCAAUGAAUCUUGUUCCUCCCAAACAUGUUAAACCUCCAUGCAAGGGAAAAUUUUGUGAUGCAAGACUUGGUGGUCGAAUGUGUAUGAAAUUUUCAGAGGAUCAGCGAAGGGAAAUAUUGCAAGAUUUUUAUAGUCUAGCUAAUCUUCAACAACAGCGAGAAUAUCUGGCGCGGCAUAUACAAGUUAAGCAAACUAAGCAGAAAACUACUCAAGAUGUAUCUCGUAGAAAUAAAAGUAAUUUAUACUAUUUACCUCUCUCAGGAGAAAAAGUUUGUGUAUGUAAAAUUUUUCUUUUGAACACACUAAAUAUAUCUGAGAAGACAAUGCGUACAUCUUUGGGGAAGAUAAAAGAAACAGGUAUUAUGGACAAAGAAAGGCGAGGUGGAAGAAGACCUACAUUACAAAAAAAUUAUCAAAGAAUUAGAGAAGCAAUGGAAAAGCACAUAAGAAGGUUUCCCAGAGUAGAGUCCCACUACUGCAGAGCAAAUACUACAAGAGAGUACUUACACUCCGAUUUGAGUAUCCCAAAAAUGUACGCAUUAUAUUUAGAAGACAGCGACUUGCAAACACCUGGAAGUAUAAUAACAUACAGAAGAGUUUUUAAAUCUCAAAACCUCUCUUUUCAUUCGCCCAAAAAAGAUCAGUGCAGUCUUUGUGCCACUUACAGAGAAUCGUCAGAAGAAGACAAGGGAAAAAUCCAGAGUGUUUUUAACAAGCAUACAGAAGAAAAGGAGAAAAUACGUGAACUAAAAAACUUAAGUAAAAUUCGAGCAAUGUCUGACUCAACCAAAUUAUGUGCUGUUUUCGAUCUCCAACAAGUGAUACAUUUACCAUUAUAA
Molecule: messenger RNA, 1152 nt
Organism: Brassicogethes aeneus
Lineage: Eukaryota; Metazoa; Arthropoda; Insecta; Coleoptera; Nitidulidae
Source: the annotation of a GenBank genome assembly